This is a messenger RNA of Episyrphus balteatus (marmalade hoverfly), 1481 nucleotides long. Its product is annotated as kelch-like protein 4. The record is from RefSeq and is a predicted model, not a curated record. Gene Ontology annotation, molecular function: protein binding. The coding region runs from base 152 to 1228 and encodes 358 amino acids. The transcript has 3 exons. Lineage: Eukaryota; Metazoa; Arthropoda; Insecta; Diptera; Syrphidae.
AAACACUUGCAAAAUAUUUUGAAAAUCAAAAAGUUCACAACUUUUUAUAAAUACUUAAAAUUUUUUCUUGAUAACAAAGGAGCAAGGCAGUAUUGAUUCAAAAUUUAAAAAAAAGAAAACGUAAAAAAGCUUCAUUUAAAGUCUACCAAAGAUGCAAGAACAAAAAUCUUCUACUCCGAUCAACCAUUUAAACAAUUUUACCACGAAAUUAUGUGAAAAACUUCUCACAUUCAGUGAGAAUGGACAAUUUUCAGAUAUUUGCAUCAUUUCUUCCGAUGGUAUAAAAUUCAAUUCACACAAAUGUGUCCUGUCAGCAGCAAGUGAUUAUUUCAUGGCAAUGUUUGGAGGUAGCCUAAAGGAAUCCUCAUCGACUGAAGUUAAAAUUCACGAGAUAAAUGGAAAAGUCUUGCAACUUGUACUAACAUUUUUGUACACCGGGCAAAUUCAACUUCAAAGUGACACGAUGAAGGAGAUUUUGAGAGCUGCAACAUUUUUGCAAAUUCAACCACUUAUCACCGAGUGUUAUAAUUCAAUGGCGGAAAAUUUAAACGCCAAAAAUUGUUUGGAAAUAGCAUUGUUUGCUGAUCAACACGAAUUGCUUGAACUCUACAAGAGAGCCUUAAAAUUUGCGAGUUUGAAUUUCGAAAAAAUUUGCAAGGAAAAUGACAUUCUUCAGCUCGAUGAACAUCAAUUGGCAGAAAUUAUUUCAAGUGAAGAGCUUUGUGUAAGCUCGGAGGAGGUUGUUUAUUUGAAUCUGAUCAAAUGGAUGGAGCACGACAAAUUGAAUCGGGAACAAAGUGCCAUCAAAUUGUUGUCCAAAAUUCGUUACUGGCUUUUAAGUCCGAAUUUUAUCAAAGAACAUAGAUCCAAACUGCCUAAGCAAAUGGAAUGUGUUGAAAUGGUCUGCUCUUGGCUUGAAUGGCAUUUACUACCCGAGUGGCAAAGAAGCAAACCAAUGGCGUUCUCAAAACUUAUCAAACCUAGCCUUCUAUUUGUGGGAGGUGGAAAAAUACAAACGUAUGAUGACAAACUUAACAUUUGGACAAUCGAGUCAUUUCCAAAUCUACCAACUUCUUUUAUGAAUGUUGUAGCGGUCAAAAAUAAGCUUAUUUUUGGAGCUGUUGGAAAACCUAUAUUAUGCUUUGAUCUCCAGACUCAUGAAGUCACAAACUUACCUAGCAGGAAUGUAAAAAGUGAAUUUAACGGCAUGAUAAAUGGCAGAACGUGACUCCAAUGAAUACAGUGUUUGUAAAUCCCAAAGCUGCUGCUGUAAAUGGAAACUUGUAUGUAAUGAGUUCUGAAUCUAAGACCAUAGAUAUCUUUAAUCAUAACACGAAUGAUUGGAUAUCAAAGUAUAUUCACGAUACUCCACCAUUAUUGUUUGGAUUAACAGAAUUUGAUGGAAAACUUUACAAACUUGGCGGUAUAAUAAUAAUAAGUACAAAGCACUAUUAUUGUGAAGAUGUUGAAAUAUACGAUAA